AUGGCCGAUGCUUCAUCUUUGAUCCCGACGACAGUUCUCCAUGACCUCUCUCAUAAGCUAUAUGAAAAGCGCAAAAAAGCGGCUCUUGAGAGUUUACCAAACUCCCCUCAGACGAAUCAUCGUAAAGGAGGUUUGAUAGCAUUGGCUGCUGCAACAGUAGGUUUGGCUUCGGAAGCAGCACAACAUCUAGAGAGGUAUGUAAAUGUGGAUCUUUUGCUUGCGUUCCUAGGAUGUUCAUUUUUCACGGCCUGGUACGAGGAUGCAGUAGCAAUCCAGGCUCUUCCUUGCACUCAUCAUUUUCAUACGUCGUGUAUUGUGAAAUGGCUUAAGGUGAAGGCACUAUGUCUGAUCUGCAAGUACGACAUCCACAAGGGAAAAGACCAUGAGUAA
This is a messenger RNA of Fraxinus pennsylvanica, 390 nucleotides long. Lineage: Eukaryota; Viridiplantae; Streptophyta; Magnoliopsida; Lamiales; Oleaceae. The record is from the annotation of a GenBank genome assembly.